AGAUGAUAAUACUGCUCAGUUCCUGAAUGUUCCAGGUACCUCUGCUAACAAGCCUUUAUUCUAGAAAGGAGCUGAGGAUCUUUGGGUCCCAGGUGAAAGGGCCAGGAAUGUCUUGAUGUUAGCCCUAAACCCUUGUUAGAUGCCCUACUUGUAUAAAUUGAGCCUCAUUUCUUCCUGCAGGUAACUUACCUCUCUGCACCUUGGUUUUUUCCAUCUGUAAAAUGGGAAUAAAAUUAUCAACCUUGCAGGGUUACUGUGAAGUUCAGUAAUCUAGAUAAAACAUAUAGCUCAGUGCCUAGCACACAGAAGGCAUUUAGUGAAUGUAGUGGUUAUUAAAGCCCCUAGCACUUAGGAGACGUUCAUGGAACACUUGCUGAAUGAAUGAAGAAGCCUAUCAUAAAAGGCUUCACCAAGGAGAUAGGUCUUAAAGGAUAGAUGAGAUCUGGGCAGACAUUAAUGAAGAAAGCAUUGUCUAUGGGAGGGACAGGGCAAGCAAAGAAGAAGAAUCGGGUCUGCACAUUGCAGUCCUGCUUAGGCAAGUGGAGGGAACAGUCUGGCUAGAAUAGAGGCUGGGGGCCAGGGCUCGGGGAGGGCAGGCAGAGCAGAAGGGGAGCCAGGCUGAGCGUGGAUAGGGACCACUGUGUCUGCCUGGCCAGAUGGCUAUUUUGCCAGGCCCGCUUGCUCUGCCGACCACUUGCCUCUGGUUCCCCUUCCUGGCCACAGCCCCUCGUUCUUGAUUGGCAGAGGCUGGCCUUUCCCAUUGUGGCCUGGUGGCUGGGCAAGCUGAAGGCUUAAAAGAGGAAGCAUCAGGAUGAGAUUGGUUUUCAACCAAUAUCUUAUUAAGGAAGUUGAGUCAUUACACUUCUGCAGUUUGUCCCUCUGGGCAUUCAGAGAAGGACAAGUUUCUACUUCCAGAUGAAAUAAUCGUGAGAGGGAUUUGCCCUGGUCUGCCCUGGCCCCUCAGUGGACAUUCUCAAGAGGAGAAAUGGUCACUGUGGCACUGUAAGAUGGAGAUUUUUAUUUCCCUUUUAUAUGUGGGAGAACCAAGGCUCAAGGUGUUGAAUGCCUUAGGAAAGGUGCAAGGCACUUUGACUGUAUGAUGCCGAAACAGAGAAGUCCCAUCAUCUCAGUAACGAUGUUCACUAGCCUGGUAAGGACAAGGGAAUGAACAUUCAUUUAACAUCUUCUAUGAGCCAGGCAAACCGAUUGGCAUUUCAUAUACUUUACCUCACUCAGUCCUCAAAACAACUCUGAAGAACAAAGAAAAGAAACUCAGAGAAGUUAAUUAAGUUACCUGCUCAGGUUUAGCCUGCAGACUCAGAAGGCAGCAGCCUGGUUCAACCCCAUCUCCACAACUUGUAACUCUGAAACUUUUUUAGCAGCCUAUUUAACUUCUCUAAGCCUCAGCUUUCACAUCUGAAAAUGAGAUUAGUAACAGUAGGUGCUUAAUAAACAGUGACAGUUAUUGUUUUGAAUUGGAGUCCUCUGUCCCUAAAUUAAUCCUGACAAAUCUUUACGUUUUUGGAACUAGAAGGAACCUCAAAAGAUUUGCUAGGGCACUGGUUUUCAAACGGUCUUCCUCAAAGACCAAGACUCCACAGAGGUCCUUGGUGGACGAAGGGAAGCUGAGCACGAAGGGAAGCUGAGCACAUGGGGCUCUUCCCACACUCUUACCCAGAGCAGCUGUUUCUCAUGUGAGUUACAUACCAGUUGCAUGCUUCUAGGUCUUUUAUAUAUUGGGGGUUGAGGUAUGAUUUCAUUUGACAAAAAUGGUCCCACUGCUUUUAAAAAAAACAAAAAGUUCCUAGUCUGGUGAUUUCAUUACACUGUACUUACUAAAGCAGGAAACUAAAAUAGGAUACAUUUUUUAAGUUACCAUCAUUAAAGAGCAAAACCUAAAACAUUAUUUUUGUACCUUCCAGUUAAUAAAAAAUUCAUUCAUUCUGUCCCAGAAUCCAAGGAGCGGGAGUUUUGCUGUCAGAGAAAACGUUGCUAUUGCCUUAGAGCAGUGCCAUCCAAUAGAACUUUCUGCAUCAGUGGAGAUGUUCUCCAUCUGCACUAUCCAGUAUGGUAGCUAGUGUAACUGAGGAACUGAUUUUCAAUUAAUUUAUAUAGAAAGUGUGGCUAAUGGCUACCAUAUUGGGUGGUGCAGCCUUAGAGUAUAGAGCAGGGUCAGAUGGUAGUCCCUGGCCCCUCAGCAUCAGAAUCAUCCAGAGAACUUGUCAAAAGUACAGGUCUGGGCCUAAUGCCCAGUGGUUCUGAUUCAGUAGCCUAGGGUGAGUGAUUUUAAGAAGUCAUCUGGUUAUUCUAACUUACAGUCAGGUUGGAAACCGCCGAGUUACAGAUCUCUUCCUUGGAUUGGAAGGACAGAGCCAGAAUCGAACAUUUUGCUCUCGUGCUUAUCUUUUAGGGAUACUAGAGCAGCCUUCUGGGGAAUACAGACCCUUUGAGAAUAUGAUGAAAGCUAUGGACCUCUUUUCUUGGAAAAAUACAAAUGGCGCAUUGUUUCUGGGGACUCACAGUUCUCCCUAAAGCCAUCCUUGGACUCAGAUUUAAUUCCUCAACUUGGACAAAAGACCUUUACUAGCUGGUGGGGAGCCACGUUCAGUCUCAGGACUCAGGAGCCUUGCUCACAGCAGGCACAUCACACAGCUAGGACCUGGGGUUGAUUCUGGUACCACGCCAGUCAUUCCUGCCCCCCAAACUUCUCCACGGUGUCAUCAGGGCUCCACAGGAGAGAGAAUAGGCAUUGUACAUGCAUCAGGUCCUAAAAUAAUACUGAAUGAAUUCUACUUCUCCUUUCCUCUUUUGUUUUCAUGAACUUGUGGGCGGGCUGAGUGGGUUUGGCUGUUGCCACUGCUCAUGUUCACAGCUCUGACACAGAGAACAUCAGGGUCAAAAUGCAUUCGAGGCCUGAGUGGAAUGGAGAGUGUCCAGGCUGAGUAAUGGAUCAGGAUUUUGACUUGCCUUCAGAGGCAGAAACAUAACUAGCUCCCACUUAGUCCUUGCCUCCCCCAUAAGCUGCAGGAGGGACAAGGGGUAGAGAUGUGGGGCUGUGCGCUGGGGAACGAGCCAGGGGCCGAAGCCCAGGGCUGGGAAGGCCACCUGGCCAGCAGUCCCAGGCUUACUGCAGAACUUUGUUUUUUUUCUUUUUGUAGACCAGAACCCAUACAGAAGUUGGGGAAGAAAGGGGAGUGAGCAUGUGUGUAUGUAGGAGUGCUGCUGUCAGGCCAAUGUGUCCCAAGAAUAGUCUCUUGAACUUGGAGGCUAUCGGUGAGGGUCUGAGUCAUGGUCAUGUGGCAUAGGAAAAGAGCCACAGGAGAAGCUUUACAGCUCUCAGGGCAUGAUUUUGUGCCUCUGGGAGGUGAGGGUCAGUCCGUUUCCCCGUGCCCUUCACAGGUUCAGCUGCCAUCUGCUGGGUCAGCUUCUCAACAGUCUCUUUGUUACUCUCUCUGCUUGCCAGGCUGUUGAAUGAGUCAUCAGGGAACUGCAAAGGAGGCUCUGAGCUUGGCUGCCUCAGCCUCAGCCUCAGCUUCUUCUCUGGGGAUGGAGAAGGCUGGUGUGCUCAUGGAGGGAGAAACAGGGCCCCUGGCCAGCUGCCUACCUAACCACAAGAUGAAAGGACAGCUCCCAGGGGCAAGGGGAUGCCCCACAGCCUCUCUGGAGGAGCUCUAGCUCAGGAUGAGCAAUCCAGAACACUCGGUGAGCCAUACCAGAGAGAGACAGGCUCUCUGAGCUCGAGGGCAGCUAGAUCACUGGACUACUGAGUGCCCUUGGAACAAGCUAUGCACCACUCAGCCUCAUCUUUCUCAUCAGUCAAAUGGGCUCUCUUUAUCCCCAGUGCUCAGGCUCAUCUUGUCUCUGAAAGGCAUAGAAAAGCACUCUUCACCCUUUGAUCCCAUCAUUCAGCCAACAUCCAUUGUCUGAUCUGUGCCCUGCUAUGCUACAUACUGGGGGCACAACUGUGUACACUGUUCUGACCAGGGAAAACCAAGAGUUCCCCUUCCUUGUGUUUCCUGUAACCCAGGAGACUUCGGGAAUGGGCAACACAGCCUAAAAAGCCCUGGGUUCUGGGUCCUGCCCUGCUCUGCCACACAUGGGCUGGGUUAGCUUGGGCAAGCCUCCACUUAAUUAGGUCUCAAUUUUUUCAAGUAAAACUGAGGAGGUUAAAGUAAUGUCAAGAUCCCUGUAAGCAAACCUCUAAUACCAUUAGGUUUGAAAAUUUUUUGGUUUGUUUUUUUAACAUCUCAUUUCCCUUGGUAAAGAGGCUGAGAAAAGUAGGAUAUACUCUAGGCCCUAGAUCAAUUCUUUUUUGGAGGGGCAGGGAGUUGGGGAGGUAUGGGGUGAGGUGAAAGUAUGGUUAAAAGAAAAUUACCCUACCUUGGAGGGCUUUCCUCUAAUUUAGGAAUCAGGAUACUCCUUAAACUUCAGAAGAUCAUCGUAUAACCAUGAGGCUGCCCAGUCAGCCGCCUCAGUGUCUGGCCUUCAGGACAGGAUCCAGGUGCCCAUACUGGAAGCUGGGAGCUGCUUGGAGUUCAGAGGGUGAGGAGGCCCUUGAAGGCAGAGGUGCCAGGAUCAAAUUAAUAGUCGCCAACAAACCCUGCCCCCACCCUCACCCCAUCCCCCAAUCAAGUUGGCUCAGCCUUUGGUAGCCCAUGUGGUGGGGAAAGAUGAGUGAGGGAGAUUCAAUAGGAAGAAGGCUUCAACCUAGUAUUUCCCAGCUUCCCACGGUCUCACGGGCCAAGGGCCAGAGACAUUAGAGGUUUGGCUUUACGUGAUCUGUCUUUCUUCCCCAAGAGCAAAUGGAAGGGGUGAUCUAGAUUUAAUGGAGUUACAGGAGGGAAGACUACAGCUGUUAGUUACUGUUUUAAAACUCUCAUCAGAGGACAGUUAUUAAAAACCUGGCUGCAUUUGGUUCCUUCCCAGGCUUUGUCUAAAGCAAGUCACACCCCAGAGGUGCAUUGCCCUUUGGGAGUCCACAGUCCUGGUCAUUAAAAAGAUUUCCAAAUGGUGACAAUCUCAGACCAGUGCUGUUGUCUUCCAUGACAGUUCUGGUCUCCAUGCUAUUCAGACAUAUUGUCACUUCCUUGGUAACAGACAGGGCUGGCCGAGAUAGAACCCAGAUAAAACUGAAUUCUUGUUCUUUGUCCUCAUAUUUUUAGAGCUAUAGGUUGGUGUUGGGGUUCUAAUAUAAAUUCCACUACUAAUGUUGCCCGAAAGAGGAAUGAUACCUAGAAGAAGUUUUCAGCAAAUGAGUUAGGACGUUAUAGAAGGAAGCAUGUCAGUUCCUUCUAGAGAGCCACAAACAGAUGCCUCUUAGGAAAGAAGCAAACUACUGAGCUCUGCUAUUUGCAUGCUGAUUUUAGACUUUCUAAGACUUUAUACAUAUGUGUGUAUUUAUACAUAUGUGUGUGUGUAUGUAUAUAUGUAUAUGUAUACAUGCACAUACACACAUUCACACUUAUACAUACAUAUAUACCUUCUGCUGGGAAAAACAAAAACAAAAACUUGAUUCUCUCCAUUUGGAGAAAAGCUACUGUGGCUGGGUAUAGACAAGUGCUCUAAGAAGGCAAGGCCUGUGUGGGGUCAGUGAGGUGACGGAUGGUUUUGGAGGGUAGGAUCCACCACCCUUUCCUAGGGGAGCAUAUAUUUGCCGUAAAACCAACAACAGAAAAAGAUUCAGCCAUUAUAAAGGCAAGAAAAAGGCAGCCCAGAUGUUUGUGUUGUCACUGUCCUAGAGGAGAUGGUUCCGGAAUCCUGUUGGACAGAGUGGAAGAGUUCGUUUAUGCUGGGGAGCUGGCAGGGCCAGGGCACACACAACAUGGUGCAUGUGUAGAUGCUGAGAGGUUGACUCCUUUACCGUUUAGGGUGUUGGAAAAUAAAUACAUGUGGCAUGAAGAGGCAGAGGCCCUUUCCCUCCUACUUCUCUCCAACCCAAGCCUGAUCUAGGCCCAUUGGCAUCUGGGAUUAUGGUGACCUGCUCUGUGUUUGGUCUCUCUCAGGGUGAGCGUGAGCCUGGGAGAUGGCAGUGAUGGAAAUGGCCUGUCCAGGCACCCCUGGCUCGGCAGUCGGGCAGCAGAAGGAGCUCGCCAAAGCCAAGGAGAAGGCGCAGACAGUGGGGAAGAAUCAAAGCUCCAUGUGCAAGCUUAAGGCCUCAGAGAAGAGCUCCGUGUUCUGCGGGAAGUGGGAUAUCCUGAACGAUGUGAUUACCAAAGGCACAGCCAAGGAAGGCUCCGAGGGAGGACUGGCUGCCAUCUCCAUCAUUGCCCAGGCCGAAUGUGAGAAUAGCCAAGAGUUCAGUCCCACCUUUUCAGAACGAAUUUUCAUCGCUGGGUCCAAACAGUACAGCCAGUCUGAUAGUCUUGAUCAAAUCCCCAACAAUGUGGCCCAUGCAACUGAGGGCAAAAUGGCCCCUGUAUGUUGGAAGGGAAAGCGGCGCAGCAAAGCCCGGAAGAAACGGAAGAAGAAGAGCUCGAAGGCCCUGGCUCAGGCGGGAGUGGCCUUGGCCAAACCUCUCCCCAGGACCCCCGAGCAGGAGAGCUGCACAGUCCCGGUGCAGGAGGAUGAGUCUCCACUAGGCUCCUCAUAUGUUAGAAACACACCCCAGUUUAUCAAGCCUCUGCAGGAGCCAAGCCUUGGCCAACUAUGUUUUAAGAAACUCGGGGAGGGCCUGCGGCCAGCACUUCCUCGAUCAGAAUUCCACAAGCUGAUCAGCCCCCUGCAAUGUCUGAACCAUGUGUGGAAACUCCACCACCCCCAGGAUGUGGGCCCCCUGCCCCAACCCGUUCACCCCUUCCCCUACAGCAGACUGCCCCAUCCCUUCCCAUUCCACCCUCUCCAGCCCUGGAAACCUCACCCCCUGGAGUCCUUCCUGAGCAAACUGGCAUGUGCAGAUGGCCAGCAGCCCCUGCCUGGCCCACACCUGGGCAAGUUGGCAUGUAUAGACAGUCAGAAGCCCCUGCCUGGCCCACACCAGAAGCCCAGCUGUCCAUCACGUGGUACCUGUGAGAAGUUUUCUGUGGAGGAAUACCUGGUACACGCUCUGCAGGGCAGUGUGAGCUCAGGCCAGGCCCACAGCCUGGCCAGCCUGGCCAAGACCUGGUCGGCAGGGGGCCCCAGGAUGCAGGGACCCAGCCCCGAAACUGAGGACAGCGAGGGAGUCCUGCUUAAUGAGAAACUCAAGCCGGUGGAUUAUGAGUACCGAGAGGAGAUUCACUGGGCCACACACCAGCCCCGCCUGGGCAGAGGCUCCUUCGGAGAGGUACACAGGAUGGAGGACAAGCAGACUGGCUUCCAGUGUGCUGUCAAAAAGGUGCGAAUUGAAGUGUUUAGGGCAGAGGAGUUGGUGGCAUGUGCAGGAUUGACCUCUCCCAGAAUUGUCCCUUUGUAUGGUGCUGUGAAGGAAGGUCCUUGGGUCAGCAUCUUCAUGGAACUGCUGGAAGGUGGCUCCCUAGGCCAGCUCAUAAAGCAGAAGGGAUGUCUGCCAGAGGACCGGGCCCUUUACUACCUGGGCCAGGCCUUGGAGGGGCUGGAAUACCUGCAUACACGAAGGAUUCUGCAUGGAGAUGUCAAAGCUGACAAUGUGCUCCUGUCCAGCGACGGGAGCCGCGCAGCCCUCUGCGACUUCGGCCAUGCUGUGUGCCUUCAACCUGAUGGUCUGGGGAAUUCCUUACUUACAGGGGACUACAUCCCCGGCACAGAGACCCACAUGGCUCCAGAGGUGGUGAUGGGCAAGCCCUGUGAUGCUAAGGUGGACAUCUGGAGCAGCUGCUGCAUGAUGCUGCACAUGCUUAAUGGCUGCCAUCCUUGGACUCAGUACUUCCGAGGGCCACUCUGCCUCAAGAUUGCCAGCGAGCCCCCACCUGUGAAGGAGAUCCCACCUUCCUGUGCUCCUCUCACUGCCCAGGCCAUCCAAGAGGGGCUGAGGAAGGAGCCCAUCCACAGAGCAUCUGCGGUGGAGCUGGGGGGCAAGGUCAGCCUGGCACUGCAGCAAGUGGGAGGUCUGAAGAGCCCUUGGAGGGGAGAAUAUAAAGAACCAAGACAUCUGCCACCAAACCAACCGAACUAUCACCAGACCUUCUGCGCCCAGCCAAGGGAGCUCUCGCUAGGGGCCCCAGGGCCCCAGCCAGCUGAGGACACAGCAGACGGGGCUCCUAAGCUCCAGCCUCCUCUACCACCAGAGCCCCCAGAGCGGAACAAGUCUCCAGCCCUGAACUUGAGCAAGGAGGAGUCUGGGACAUGGGAACCCUUGCCUCUGUCCUCCCUGGACCCAGCCCCUGUCAAAAGCCCCAGCUCACCAGAGCGCAGGGCAACCUUCCCUGAGCAGGAACUGCAGCAGCUGGAAAUAGAAUUAUUUCUGAACAGUCUGUCCCAGCCAUUCUCUCUGGAGGAGCAGGAGCAGAUCCUGUCGUGCCUCAGCGUCGACAGCCUCUCCCUGUCAGAUGACAGUGAGAAGAACCCAUCAAAGGCCUCUCAGAGCUCGCGGGACACCCUGAGUUCCGGCGUGCACUCAUGGAGCAGCCAGGCAGAGGCUCGCAGCUCUAGCUGGAACAUGGUGCUGGCCCGGGGGCGGCCCACAGAUACCCCGAGCCAUUUCAAUGGUGUGAAAGUCCAAAUACAGUCCCUCAAUGGCGAACACCUGCACAUCCGGGAGUUCCACCGUGUCAAGGUGGGAGACAUCGCGACUGGCAUCAGCAGCCAGAUCCCGGCUGCAGCGUUCAGCUUGGUGACCAAGGAUGGGCAGCCCGUGCGCUAUGACAUGGAGGUACCAGACUCGGGCAUUGACCUGCAGUGCACCCUGGCCCCCGAUGGCAGCUUUGCCUGGAGCUGGAGGGUCAAGCAUGGCCAGCUGGAGAACAGGCCCUAGCCCUGCCUUCCACCACCAGCUCUGCUCUGCCGAAACAGCCUUCCUUGUUGGUGGCUAGAUGCUGCCCCUGAGACACGGGCUCAGCCUGCUCCCAGGGAGCUGCUAUCCCCUGGCUCAGCAGUGGGACCAGUGGCUGGCAGCAGCAAAGCAGGACUAGCAAACACCACCCAGGAUUUCCCGCCUGAGUCCUGCCUGAGCCCGCCAAGAGAACACUGCCCACGUGAGGAGGAGGAGGAAAGCAUGAGACCUCUUCCCUCCAGAAGUGAAGAAGGUCUUCUCUGCCCUUGGCCCUAACAAGCUGGCUUGGCCCGUUUGGAUCAGCGAGCACUUGCUGGCAGUCAGGGAGAGUAGCUUCUGGCUUGGGUCAGGGGGUGGGUGAACACCUUUUCUCCUCAGCCUUUGGUCAGGUGUGAGGAUGUCAGUGUCUAAGAGCCCACACCUAGGUCCAGUACAGGCCCUUGGGUUAAUGGGGGGGGCCUCUGCCCCCUCGUGUGGCCUUUCCUGGCCAUCUAACCCACUUUUCGAUCUAGAACUGUUCAGAUGAAGUCAGGAAGGAAGGAGUCCCUGGGAGCUUCCACCACACUUUUCAGGUUGUUGCAGCACAGGUCCAGUUGUUGAACUUGGCUUCAACCAAGAACCAAAGGUGUUUAAGUGGAAUGGUUCUCGGUCCCCAAGCACGCACCCUUUGCUGCUGGCCAGCACUUUCCCCAGAGCAGCAGGCCGUCCUGACAUCCCGAGCGCACACUGCAGACCAGCACUGCCCCGACCAGCUGCACUCAGUUCCCUCAUCUGUAAAAGUGAAGGGUGGACGCGAGACCCCCUUGACCUGAAUGGUCUGAGGAUGGGGCAUGAUGGAUGCAAAAGAAAGCAGCAGACAGCAGCACCAUUACUGCCAGAGCCACGGCUUUGACACCGAGCACACCAUCUUCCCCAAGGAUGCAGCCAGGGCCGCACACCCGCACUGACCCUGCCCUGCCCACAUGGGCACUGCCAGCUACACUUUGCACUCUGAUGACCUCAAAGCACUUUCAUGGCUGCCCUCCAGGAGGGCAGGUCAGUGGCUCUGCUUGAGCACAAGUAAUGACAUGGCCCCCAGCGGGCCAGGAGAGAGGGUGAAGGGACUCAAGUCUUGACCUGUCUACACUCACAUGACCCCUAAAACCUCUUCCAGAUUUCUCUUAAGAUGAGCUCCCCUCCCCAUUGUCCCAGCCCAGGGGGGUUGAUCAGGACGCAGGUAGCAUUAAAUCAACUGUGAAUCAUUGGGGGUGAGGGGCUUGCUAGCCUUAGCCUCCUGCAGUCAUGGGGGGCUCCUUUGAAACACCUUCCUGGGGAACAGCACCUUAUCAAGUUUCAGAAAGCUUGUCCCCACAUUUUGCCAAGGUGAUGUCUGUCCAGCUAUUCGCAUCGAGCCAUACUGUUACCCAGGGAGAGACUCCCAGUCCCCAACACGUGACACUGCAGCCUUGGUACUGCGGAGUCUGGGUUGUAGAGAACUGUAAGCAAUAAAGUUUGGGGUGAUGACAGUUGUUCUCUGGGCCGUGGGUGUCUACCCUACUUGCUGCUUGCUGAACUCCUAAUCCUAACCACUGCCUUCUCUGGCCUUCUUGGAGGCGUCUUUUCGAGCCAGCCCUUUGUUUUGGGCAAGGACUGUUUUCAGUCCUUGAGUUUGGCUGCUUCCCCACCACCCCUGCCCCCUCUGGGGUCUCCAGACCAGUUGGGUUAGAUGCCCCACCCAGUGGCAGGAGGGAAGUUCCUGGCCAGACGCUGCCAGGUCACAGGGGAGGAGGAGAAGGCAGUCCAGUGACACCAGGAGACAAGUUAGGGAUGGGCACUGACCACAGAACAGACUGUGCCACCCCUCCCAGCUGCCUCCUGCGCUCCUGCGCGCGACCAAAGAUGACUUUCAGGAGUGGGUGCCUUGGUCAGGGUCAGGGCCUGUGUGAGGAUGAAUGCCACAGGCCACAUGGGUGCCUUGUUAAGCUGACUCCA
Molecule: messenger RNA, 10855 nt
Organism: Trichechus manatus latirostris (Florida manatee)
Lineage: Eukaryota; Metazoa; Chordata; Mammalia; Sirenia; Trichechidae
Gene: MAP3K14
Product: mitogen-activated protein kinase kinase kinase 14
Exons: 15
Coding region: 6023-8866 (947 amino acids)
Biological process (GO): canonical NF-kappaB signal transduction; protein phosphorylation
Molecular function (GO): protein serine/threonine kinase activity; ATP binding
Source: RefSeq, a predicted model, not a curated record